Gamsiella multidivaricata is the source of this 1353-nucleotide messenger RNA. RefSeq lists its product as uncharacterized. The coding region runs from base 166 to 1269 and encodes 367 amino acids. The record is from RefSeq and is a predicted model, not a curated record. Gene Ontology annotation, molecular function: protein binding. The transcript has 2 exons. Lineage: Eukaryota; Fungi; Mortierellomycota; Mortierellomycetes; Mortierellales; Mortierellaceae.
CCUCCACAACACACUCAACUUUAUUUGUUUUUUCACACCUUUAUAUUUAUCUCACAUCCAUUGAUUCUUCAUUCCUUUCAUUCCUUUCAUUCCAUUCCUUCACUGCACUCUUCCACAUUGACCACAACACCCACACCCACACUCUCAAUCGAUCGAUCAAACACCAUGCCACACCUCAUCAAGACAAGACCCUCAACUACUGGCCCCGCUACCGCCGGGAUAGGAACACCUUCCGCCACCUCGACUACCGCAGCCUCAACAACAUCCAACAAGCAGCACCUCUCCCUACUCACCACGGACCGAUUGGACUCCUCCGACUACUCCUCUGACUACUCAAGUUACUCUGACUCUGACCUUAGCGAUACUGACACCGACACCUCGCUCUCCUCUCCAACCUCACCCCAGCACCGCCUCUCCAAGAAUAAGAAGUAUCGUCGGCGAGACAUCUUCUCCACCCUCCCAGCCCCUAUCCUCCAACAAAUCCUCUCCCGUCUGCCUCCCUUCCAAAUGCUCACCAUCUCCGAACUUUCCCGCAAGUUCUACAACCUCGUUGUCCACAGCCAAGAGAUGAACGAGGUCUGGUUCCGACUGAUGAAAUUCGAAGAGACCGAAGAAAAGAAGCGCCUGGAUUGGUACAGACAGAAGAAACUUGAGCAGGAACUCCGUAGUACCGGAAAUACCCUGACCUUCGGAGGGGGUGGAGUCGCCAUGGGACGGUCGUUCUCGAGCUCGUCCACCUGCUCGAACAUGUCGACGGAUGAGCCCAUCAUGUCGAAACAUGCGCAGCGGCUGUUGUACAAGAAACAGGAGGCUGCGGGCAAGUCUUCAGGGGGGAUGACGGUCAAGCCCAUGAAGCGUUCGGAUAGGAAGAAGAAUUGGUGCAAGAUCUAUGUGGAUGCUAUCCUCCGCGGUAACAGCGAAGAUCCUAUGGAGGCCUUGAGUAAGGUCGUGCCUGGUUCCUCGAAGCGCCCCUCAAAGUUCCAGACCAUUGUCCUGAACGAACCUCUACCCGAGGAACAUUUCCGCGAGUACCGAAACGGCUCCAUCAAUGACGACAAUGACGAGAACGACAAGGACAAACCGCUGUCACGCGAAGCCAAGACCCAGGCGAAGCUCGAAAAACGGAUGUAUUACAAAUCGAUCCGUUCGAAACCCAAGGGCAAGAAGGCGGGACAGUUGGACUCGGCUGCGGCUAAGGUCGAGAAGAUCGCGCCUUGGAGACAACCCGAGUGGAGUGAGCAGGAUCAGCUCGAAGCUGGCGAUUACUGACGAAUGACGACAGACAGACAGACAGACAGACAGACAGACAGACAGACAGGCAGGCAGGCAGGCAAGCAGUAACGACAGUAAUAU